AUGAAAGAACAAGAUGUAACCAUUGAAAACAAAUCAAUAAUUGCAUCAAAUGAAUCAUUUAUUCGUCUAGCAUCAUGGAUCUCUCGAAUGAAAGAAGAAUUUAUUCGCUAUUAUUCUCGUUUUGGUCUAGUUCAUUGGUCAAAUAAUGAAAAAAAUCAAUGGUCUAGUUAUUCAACAACAGUUAAGAAUACUGAUCUAAUAAAUAUUAAUGAAAUUCAAUAUCCGAUAAAGUUCGAAGCAAAUCAACUCGAAAAUAGCGAUAAAAUUCAAAUUAUUGUCUAUAUCAAAAUAAACGAAGCAGCUAUUGUUGAAUUACCGAUUAGCAAAUGGCAAGAGAAAGAAAUUGAAACUAUGCUUGAAAUAUUUCUUAGAGAAUUAACUAUUUUUUGUCAGUUACUUUUAUAG
Messenger RNA from Adineta steineri, 405 nucleotides. The record is from the annotation of a GenBank genome assembly. Lineage: Eukaryota; Metazoa; Rotifera; Eurotatoria; Adinetida; Adinetidae.